AUGGAGCUACUGCGAGAUACAGCAUUCGGACACGUUGUCCGUUUUGUGACGAGAGGUAAACUCAGACAAUUCCAAUACUACGAAGAAAGAAACCCCGAAUUAUGGCGCGAUUACGUCGACGCGGAUAAGACUGCCAACGUCGCCCGUUACGGCCAAGUAGAGCCACCCGAGCAUGACUUCGAUAAGACCAAGAAUGAAGACGACGAUGUCUGGAGAAGAGGGCCCAGCGUCGACUCUGCGCGAACAAGAGUGCCUGGUGACGAGGAGUAUAACGAUUUGAGUGGCACAAGGAUAGACCCCGAGAAGGGCAAGAAUAUCCAUCUCGUCGCUUUCUUACCCAACGACCCGGAGAAUCCUCAAAACUGGUCUUUGAAGAAGAAGAUCUUUGUGACUUUCCAGAUUUGCCUGCUUACGGUUGGCGUCUAUGUUGGCUCGGCCAUCUACAGUGCUGGUGUGCUGGACGUGAUGCAGGUGUUCGGCGUUAGCCAGGUCGCUGCUCUACUUGGCCUCACGCUUUUCGUUGCAGGUUAUGGCCUGGGUCCGAUGAUCUGGAGCCCCUUGUCCGAGAUCCCACAGAUCGGUCGCAACCCAAUAUACAUCAGCACCCUCUUUCUCUUCGUAUUACUACAAAUUCCCACUGCAUUGGCAGUCAACUUUGGCAUGCUGCUAGCCUUCCGAUUUAUCACGGGAUUCGUCGGAUCGCCUGUCCUCGCAACAGGAGGCGCAACCUUGGCAGAUAUCUGGUCACCCAAGAAGAGAGCCUACGCCAUCGGAAUCUGGGGCGUGGCAGCAGUCUGCUCUCCAACUUUAGCUCCCGCAAUCGGAGGAUUCGCAGCCAUGGCAAAGGGUUGGACCUGGCCUAUCUGGGAGCUGAUGUGGCUGAGCGGGUUCGCAUUCGUUCUUCUCUUCUUCUGCCUCCCCGAGACGAGUGCCAACAACAUUCUGUACCGACGAGCAAAGCGGCUUCGGAAGCUCACGGGGAACCAGAAGCUCAUGAGCGAGUCUGAGUUGAUGGCAGAGGAGAUGACCCCGAGGAAUGUCAUGAUGAUCUCUUUGGUUCGGCCGUUUACUUUGAACUUCACGGAGCCCAUGGUGUUCCUGCUCAAUCUCUACAUCGCACUUAUAUAUGGUUUGCUCUACAUCUGGUUUGAGUCAUUCCCUAUCGUAUUCACCGGCAUCUACGGAUUCAGCCUUGGGCUCCAAGGAGUCGCAUUCAUGGGCAUUCUGGUUGGUGCCUUGAUCGUCAUUCCGCCGUUCUUUUGGUACUUGCACAAGUAUCUCGAACCACAAUUCGACCAAAACGGGGACAUUCAGCCCGAGAAACGUCUACCUCCUGCAUUCAUCGGCGGUUUCGCCAUCCCGAUCUGUCUCUUCUGGUUCGGUUGGUCAUCGAGACCGGAUGUUCACUGGAUCAUGCCAAUCAUCGGCUCCGCUUGGUUUAGCAUCGGGUCCUUCUUGCUGUUCAACUCAGUUCUCAACUACUUACCUGAUGCAUAUCCGAAUGUUGCAGCUUCAGUGCUUGCUGGAAACGAUCUCUUUAGAAGUGCCUUCGGCGCGGGGUUCCCAUUGUUCGCGAACGCCAUGUACACCAAAUUAGGGGUUCCCUGGGCGAGUUCCCUCCUUGGGUUCCUGUCGAUUCUAUUUAUUCCCAUUCCUAUCAUAUUGUACAAGGUCGGUCCAAAGUUGCGUCGAGAAUAUAGCAGACAUGCGCGGAAGGACAUCUAG
This is a messenger RNA of Colletotrichum godetiae, 1725 nucleotides long. RefSeq names its product multidrug resistance protein. Gene Ontology annotation, biological process: xenobiotic detoxification by transmembrane export across the plasma membrane. Gene Ontology annotation, cellular component: plasma membrane. Gene Ontology annotation, molecular function: fluconazole transmembrane transporter activity. The record is from RefSeq and is a predicted model, not a curated record. The transcript is spliced from 4 exons. The coding region runs from base 1 to 1725 and encodes 574 amino acids. NCBI's taxonomy places the organism in Eukaryota, Fungi, Ascomycota, Sordariomycetes, Glomerellales, Glomerellaceae.